Molecule: messenger RNA, 1206 nt
Organism: Andrographis paniculata
Lineage: Eukaryota; Viridiplantae; Streptophyta; Magnoliopsida; Lamiales; Acanthaceae
Product: cyclase-like protein 2
Exons: 7
Coding region: 186-1001 (271 amino acids)
Molecular function (GO): arylformamidase activity
Source: RefSeq, a predicted model, not a curated record
AUCAGUCCUAUUUCAAUAUGAAAUCAGUAAUUUCAGAACUGUUCAUAGACAGAAGAACAUAGUGAGGGACAGCACAGAAACAGAGUCCGUAUAUAUUAGUGCUAUUCUGUAUAGAAGUAGUAGAGGAAGGUCCAAUUAGGGUUCAGCUCUCUUCACUUCUGUGUUAAAGCUCACCUCAAUCGGCGAUGGCGACGGGGCUGUUCUUUUUGCUAACGUGCACAGGGCUCCCGCUUGCGCUCGCGCUCGCGCUCUCGUCUUCCGACUCGGCGUAUCCUUCUCCUUACGGUCUCCAUGCAUCCUGCGGCGCCGAUGACCUAAUCCCCGUCCGUCGAGAGGUGUACGGAGGCGGCCGGAUAAUCGACAUCAGCCACCAGUUCCACUCGGAGAUGCCGUCGUGGGGGUCUCCCGAUGGACUCGGCCACUUCCUGUGGCUCGCCAUGAGCAUGAAGAACGGCUCGCUCGCGAACAGCUCGGAGAUGAAGUUCUCAGUUCACACUGGAACACACGUCGAUGCGCCGGGGCACGUGUUCGAUUACUACUUCGACGCUGGCUUUGAUGUCGACACACUCGACCUUGAGGUUCUCAAUGGUCCUGCACAACUGGUUGACGUCCCCAGGGACAAGAAUAUUACCGCGGAUGUUAUGAAGGCCUUAAACAUACCUAAGGGAGUACGUAGAGUUCUGUUUAGGACACUAAAUACGGACAGACGUCUCAUGUACAAGAAAGAAUUUGAUUCUAGUUUUGUGGGGUUCAUGAAAGACGGCGCCCAAUGGCUAGUAGACAACACUGAUAUCAAACUUGUUGGACUCGAUUACCUAUCUGUUGCUGCUUUUGAUGAUGCAAUUCCAGCACACCUUGUUUUUCUUGAAGGCAAGGAGACCAUCCUGGUCGAAGGUCUGAAACUCGAUGAUGUUCAACCGGGAACAUACAACUUGCAUUGCUUACCUCUAAGGCUUGUGGGUGCUGAGGGAGCACCCGCUCGAUGCAUCCUGAUCAAGUGAUGCUCACAUAUUUUGUAAGAUGUAAUGCUACCUCGGCUAGAGCAGAAUGAGAACCUAUCGACAUAUGGUAUGUAUAGAAUAAAUAGUCAGGCUCAGGUGUGCCAGCCAUAUUAUGUGAUAUGCUUUGAUAUAAUUAAAAUUUGCAUGUAAUUAAUUUAUGAGUGACACACGUUGAAGUUUUGAGUUUUAAGGAAACUUUUUCCCA